Messenger RNA from Pogona vitticeps (central bearded dragon), 2853 nucleotides. The record is from RefSeq and is a predicted model, not a curated record. Lineage: Eukaryota; Metazoa; Chordata; Lepidosauria; Squamata; Agamidae.
GGGUGGAAGGGCGGAAGCACUUUGAUGUUUCGCGGAAGCGGAAGCGCGUCCUUGACGAGUUAUGGCGGCGCUGGUGAGAGUCGUGAAAUACCAAGGUGGAAUACCUCAAUGGAUUGCAUUAUGCAGUGGAUUGAUGCAAACAACAUUAGCUCAACCACAGUGUGGCAGAAUGCUGUAUGGUACGUUCCAGACAACAUUCCUCUUUUUGUUGUCUUCACAGAGACACAGAAAUGGUCAGUCCCCUCUAAACAAAGUUUGCUGUGGAUUGAUACAAAGUGUUAUUAUGGUAAAGCAGCCUAACAGAAGACUUCAUCACACACACAAGGUUUUUACAGCUAAAGAUGUUGCACAGCCAUCUGAAGAGAAAGUAGGCCCUUUCACAAAGAUAAUAGAAGCAAUGGGCUUCACAGGACCACUAAAAUAUAGCAGAUGGAAGAUCAAAAUAGCAGGUCUGCGCAUGUACACAUGUUGUGUGGAGAGAAUAGAUUAUGAAGAAUUCUUUAACAGACUUCGGCUGCCUGACACAUUGAACUCUUGGUUUUUAGUAGCACAGCUUCAUGUCUGGAUGUGUUUAGUACGAAUGAAGCAAGAGGGGAGAGCAGGAAAAUACAUGUGCCGAUAUAUUGUUUACUCUAUGUGGGAGGAUGUUCUCCAACGUGGAAAGGUCAUGGGGAUUGAUUCCUAUGAGAUGAAAAAAAGUGUGAAAGCCAUGGUACAAAAUUUCUAUGCAUCUAUUUUUGGAUAUGAUGAGGGAAUCCUCUCAGAUGAUCAUGUGCUUGCAGGAGCUCUCUGGAGAAAUCUCUUCAGUAGAAACUGUGAUGAUCCAAGGAUGUUGGAAAUAAUGGUAGAAUAUGUGCGCAAACAGAUGCAGCAUCUGGAUGCUAUGCCAGGAGAAGACCUGCUGCUGUCUGGUGAAGUGACAUGGCGCCCCCUUGUGGAAACUAAUGCACAGAGCAUUGUGAAGCCUGCUUUACCAACAUACAAUGAUGCAGGACUCUGAAAUCUUCCAUCAGCCGCCUCAGAACUUUUUUUGCUGCUGUGUGUUUUAUCUGUAUGUGGACCAGUUCCUGAAAGUGGGAGUUGAUAUAUACUGUAUAUGGUCAAGAGAGAAAUAAAUAAAUGCUUUAGUUGCUAUUUGAAGAACAAUUAAAACUCCCUUAUUUUCAUUACUUUAUCUUAGUAAUCAGAAUGACCUGGAAUUUUUUCAUAUUCUAUCUGUAGUUGAAUGCAGCUAGUUCAUUGUCGAGCAGUGUUAAUGAUCUGGUUUUCAGAGGGAACUUCUUUUUUGAAAGCAAUAUAGUUUACCAAAGUGACAAGUAAGCUGCCUUUUGUCUAGAAAGAGGAAAGAAGUUUACCAAAUGUUAUAACUCUCUGGUUUGUGAAAAUCACUAGCAUAGUCUUUCUCUACAAGUAUUAUGUAUCUCAGAGCACAUGAGAGAUUUGAAAUGCAAAACUUGAAGAAUGGCUUUCUAAAAGGAUUGCCUGUGACCCAAUCUAAAAUAGGUUGGAACUGAUGUAGUGGACAAGGGUGUUGGGGAGAACAGAGGGAGGAAACCACUGAAGACCAGUGGAUUUAUUUCAGUAUGAGCUUUCGUGGAUUAAAAUCCACUUCCUCAGAUAGGAGUACAAAGACAUGUCCCGAGUGUAGUUUUCUUGCUUGUCUCGGCAGCACAGACUCAAAACUUGUAUGUUAAUGACACCACCAGAGACUGUUUGAGAGUCAAACGAGAGAUGACUAUUAAAUGCAUAGAUGUAUAUAAAUUACAGAUUUUUUUAAAAAAAUGCAAAUAGCAUUUACACCUUUGGAUGAGAGUGAUAAUUAUGCAUCUAGACACUGUCUAGAGGGGCGGGGUAAAAAUCAAAUAAAUAAAUAAAUAAUUUUUUCCUGCUGUGAUCAGGAAGGAGACUCUUGUCAUGAAACUGAUAUUUAUGUUGUCAAAGGGGAGUUGGAAAUUCCUUAGUGGUACUAACUGAGUCUUUCCUCCGAAAACAAUAGAUCUUCCAAAAAAAAGGGACUUAUUCAGAAUCACAGCAAUUGUCAGGCUUCCACUGAGCAGAAUGAUUUGCCAGCAUACUAAUGCAGAAUUGCACUGCUUGCACAAGUGCUGCUUUGGGGUAAAUGACUAUCUGAGAAAACCUCCCCUCUGCUUGUGCAACAGCACCUUUUGCAUAGACAGAAUGACCCAAUGUUACUGCACUGAUAGAACUUUCUCUCCAGCUGAAGCUCAACACAAUACAGGCCUUAACCUUCUAACUCAGAUUGAUACAAUUGGCGGUUUUUAAAAUGUGCAUUUAUUGAACUCAACACACGUUCAGUGCCAUUGUUAAGUUUGGCCCUGAAACUGUACCUAGAAACCACUUUUCAGCCUGCUAUUGUUGUCUUUUGGGUAUGGUUUGAAAACUUGGAGUAUGAGUAAUAUUUCUUGUUCAGGGAUUUGUUUUCAUCAGCUUAUUUGCUUUUUAAAAUAGUGGCUCAGGUAACUAACUGUGUAGCUAACAGUUUGAUCAGGUGAUAGAGCUUCUAACCUGCUCCUCACUGAGUAGAGGUGUGCAGAUUUAUACGCUUGGACUACCAUUCCCAGAAUAGGUGCUUGGGAAAUUCUGGGAAUUAUAGUCCGAAAACACAAAUCUGUACAAUGUCUUUCACUGAGAAGCUAGCUUUGCACAUGUUAUAUCAAGAGUGUUAAUACACAAUUCCUUUUUAGAAGCAGAACUUUUCUCUCCCUUUAUCAGAAACGUAACCUAAGAUGCAAUCCUCUUGUUUGCUUACUAUGUAAUGCCUUUGCUGAAAUGUUGGAGAGUAGUUCUCCAUAAACUUAGGGUCUGAUCCUAAUAAAUGUACUGAAAACAAUA